GGAUUCUCUGAACACCACGGUUGUCUUUUCCUAACUCCUCCUGAGCUCUCCUUCUCAUCUUUCCUUGACCUCAUGACGUUUUCCACUGAGGUCACGGAAAAGUGGUUAGGAAAAGACGUUAGGACGUAAUUGUUUGACUUUUCGAACGCAACCCCGGUCUAAUCUGCCCAAUCCAAAGAAGAAGAAGAAACCGGAAACUGUGCAUCUUCUUCCUGUUUGAUAUCUUUUUUUUUAAAAAAAAAUUGUAUUUCAAAAUUACAGUAUACAUAGUAACAGUAGAUAAACCUGGUCUGCACUCGCUGAAAUUGAGCCAAUUGCAACGCACGACCAAGUUACACUGCGCAUGUGUAAUACCCCAGGAUCCGGGUCCGUCCGUGUCCGCCCGUCUCCCAGCCUCCUUCCGUAGGCUUCUUUGAUAUAAAGCUCCUGAAGGCUCCAGGAGGAGGUCUACCGGUCCGGUCCGGUCGGUGUGUGUGCUGAGAGAUGUUGGUCGCUGCGGGUAGCGGGCUGUUACUGUUCCGGUGUGUUAGACUCCUGUCUGCUCGGUAUACCGUGGCUCCGUCCUCAGUCGGUGGUGUUGGAUACAGAGGGAGACAGAGCAGAGCACGGAGCGGCGCGCAGCACGGUACCGGUACCGGUGCCACAGGGAAGCUGGUGCGGAAUGGGAUGGAUAAGAAAGCAGCGAUCUGCAUUGAGGGGAACAUCGCCAGCGGGAAGACUACAUGUCUGAAGUAUUUCAGCAAAACCAGCAAUAUAGAGGUCCUCACAGAACCGGUAUCUAAAUGGAGAGAUGUCCGUGGACACAACCCUCUGGCUCUGAUGUACCAGGAUCCAGAGCGCUGGGGCAUCACACUGCAGACGUAUGUUCAACUCACCAUGCUGGAUAGACACCUGUCAGCCGUGGCAGCUCCUGUCAGGAUGAUGGAGAGGUCCAUCUUCAGUGCCAAGUACAUCUUUGUGGAGAAUCUCUUCAGAAGCGGUAAAAUGCCAGAGGUGGACUACGCUGUUCUCAGCGAGUGGUUUGACUGGAUCACAACUAACAUUUCCAUUCCUGUAGAUCUGAUCGUCUACCUGCAGACGUCUCCUCAGACCUGCCAUGAGAGGUUGAAGCAGAGAUGCAGAGAGGAGGAGAAGGUCAUUCCAUUGGAGUAUCUGGAGUCCAUCCACCAGCUGUAUGAGGACUGGCUCAUCCAUCAGACCUCCUCCCCUCUUCCUGCUCCGGUUCUGGUGAUCCCUGCUGACCAUGACCUCCAGAAGAUGCUGCACCAGUAUGAAGAAAACCGUGACAAGAUCCUCACAGCUGGCUAUCUCUGAUACACACACACACACACACACACACACACACACACACAGAGAGAGAGAGCUCUAAGAUUUGGAUUUUAAUUUUUAGAAAUUUGACAUCUGGUUUCUCUACACAGGACAUCUUUGUACCCAACUACAGUUCAUAAGGACUAAUGCUCAUAUUGAAUAGCUUCUAAUUACCAGAGAUGUCUAUUAGAAGCCUUCUCACCUGGAGAGAGUGGAAACACUUCAGAAAUAGAACUAUUGGUGCCUUCAGAUGGGGUGGUGUUUACCGUGGUUACAAGUUGGACCCAUAUGAACGCCCUCUCAUGUUGUAUUCACGACCUCGGAGGUGGAAAAUUUCUGAAAUUUCCAGGUUCACGACUUGUGACGUGUUUAUUUAAUGUUGACAGAAAUGGAGGAAGUUAUUUUUUUGGUGCAUAAUAAGUUAAUAUAUUGUAAUUUUAGUCGUAUAUUGUUUUUCUUCGUAAUUUAUAAUAUGUAAGAGGAGAAUAUUGAUAUUCUCAACGGCCUCAUCUUCUUCUUCUGUUAUUAGACCUCUGCAUUUACUGCAUUAUGUUAGCCACUUGCUAGCUUGCUAACUUGUUAGCCUCUGUGGAGUCCAGAUGCCGACAGUAACGUUAAUAUUGGCGUUGCUUAGCAGCGGCGUUCUCACCACUUAACCACUUGAACGCCACGCAUAUCGUGUUACACAACUUCCCAUGUUGUAAAGACGAGCUCACGUGUUUUAACUCCAGACCAGGUCAGAGCUCCUCAAACUGAGGCUGAACUCAUUCAUUCUUCAUGUGUGCACUUAUUUAUUAGUUUGCUUCUUAUUUCCACCGUUUAAUAUGAUGUGAUGAACUUGAAGUUUAUCCUCCGAACUUCCACCGUUGCUGCCAGCCAGUUUAUUGUCUGUGAUGAGUCCGAUCAUCACCAGGGGACCUCCGGUAGGCUACAUACCGGUACGUCAGGAACCACCACCAUUCCACCUGCCUACAGAUAAUACUGAAUAUUCAUAUAAUAUAAUGUGUAUAUGCAUUGUAAAUAUAUGUGUUGGACAUGAUGAAGACCAUGUAGGCUCCUUUUAAUGAAGGAACCUUUGUUCUUUGUUUUACAUAUUUUGACAUAUAAUAAGUAUAUUGUGAUUAUAAUCAUAUUCUGCUCUAUUGUGUUGGUCUGAUGUGUUAGUUGAGGGAGUUGGUAUAAAGGAAUCAAAUAUCA
Sebastes umbrosus (honeycomb rockfish) is the source of this 2505-nucleotide messenger RNA. RefSeq names its product thymidine kinase 2, mitochondrial-like. Lineage: Eukaryota; Metazoa; Chordata; Actinopteri; Perciformes; Sebastidae. The record is from RefSeq and is a predicted model, not a curated record. The coding region runs from base 484 to 1314 and encodes 276 amino acids. Gene Ontology annotation, cellular component: cytoplasm; mitochondrion. Gene Ontology annotation, biological process: nucleobase-containing compound metabolic process. The transcript is spliced from 10 exons. Gene Ontology annotation, molecular function: ATP binding; deoxynucleoside kinase activity.